AUGCCACCUGCGAGGCAGCGGGAGCCAAGGGACGGAAACCAUAGGACCAAGGGGCCGGCUCGUGUGUCCCUUCCCAUCACAGGCACGAGGGACGAGAGGAGAGUGAGUGCAGCCAGUGCCGGGAAGGCACUCACCACCACUCCAGCCUGCACCUCCACCUCCAACACCCUCCCCGGCCUGCACCUCCAGCACUCACCACCUCUCCAGCCUCCACCUCCACCUCCAACACCCUCCCCGGCCUGCACCUCCACCUCCAAUACCCUCCCCGGCCUGCACCUCCACCUCCAACACCCUCCCCGGCCUGCACCUCCACCUCCAACACCCUCCACAGCCUGCACCUCCAGCAUUCACCACCUCUCCACCAGGGUCGCCGCACAUGCUCCCGCCAUCACCUUUAACCUAUGGACAGCAACCAAGAAAACGCCAAAGAUUCAGCUCCUCGCCAUUUUACCACUUUAG
This is a messenger RNA of Eriocheir sinensis (Chinese mitten crab), 459 nucleotides long. RefSeq lists its product as uncharacterized. NCBI's taxonomy places the organism in Eukaryota, Metazoa, Arthropoda, Malacostraca, Decapoda, Varunidae. The record is from RefSeq and is a predicted model, not a curated record. The coding region runs from base 1 to 459 and encodes 152 amino acids. The transcript is spliced from 4 exons.